Molecule: messenger RNA, 1108 nt
Organism: Scomber scombrus (Atlantic mackerel)
Lineage: Eukaryota; Metazoa; Chordata; Actinopteri; Scombriformes; Scombridae
Gene: gipc3
Product: GIPC PDZ domain containing family, member 3
Exons: 6
Coding region: 10-1014 (334 amino acids)
Molecular function (GO): protein binding
Source: RefSeq, a predicted model, not a curated record
CUGGGGCCGAUGCAGAAAGGGGAGGAUAUGAGCCCGCAGGACUCAAAGGCAGCAGGGACCGAGGCCAUGGAGGAAGAGAAGGCCCAGAACGAGAGGCAAAAUCAAGGGUGUGUGGAGCCCACAGCACCUCCGCUUCCUCCUCCUUCACCACCACCACCAGGGCCACCAGAAUACCCAAGACCUAGGCUAAUUUUCCACACCCAGCUGGCUCACGGAAGUCCAACAGGCCGCAUCCAUGGAUUCACCAAUGUCAAGGAGCUGUACGCCAAGAUUGCUGAAGUGUUCAACAUCUCUCCCUCAGAGAUCCUUUUCUGCACCCUCAACUCCCAUAAAGUGGACAUGCAGAAGCUGCUGGGGGGACAGAUUGGAUUGGAGGACUUCAUCUUUGCUCAUGUCAGAGGGGAGACCAAGGAGGUGGAGGUGACAAAGACAGAGGACGCCUUAGGCCUCACCAUCACAGACAAUGGAGCUGGAUAUGCUUUCAUUAAGAGGAUAAAGGAAGGCAGCACCAUAGACCGACUGAAAUCGGUAUGUGUUGGUGACCACAUUGAGGCCAUCAAUGACCAGAGCAUUGUUGGGUGUCGGCACUACGAAGUGGCCAAGAUGCUAAAAGAGCAACCAAGAGGCAUACCCUUCACCCUCCGUCUGGUCGGUCCAAAGAAGGCCUUUGAUAUGAUUGGAAUGAGGACCAGAGCACCAAAAUCUAAUGAGGGCAAGAUGGUGAACGGGAGGGAGACUCUGCGUCUUCGCUCUAAGGGCGCUGCUACAGUUCAGGAAGUGCAGAAUGAGUUUGAAGAACAGGCCACUAAGAGAGUGGACGACCUGCUAGAGAGCUACAUGGGCAUCAGAGAUUUAGAGCUGGCAACCACCAUUGUGGAGGCGGGCAAAGACAAGAAUAACCCUGAUGACUUUGCAGAGGCCUUGGACUCAGUUCUGGGAGAUUUUGCUUUUCCUGAUGUGUUUUUGUUUGAUGUCUGGGGAGCUAUUGGAGACGUCAAGAAUGGCAGAAUCUAGAUAACUACUGUAAACCAGGGAGAGAGAUAGAGAAAUAGAGAAAGAGAACUAUGUACCCUGGUACUUCCAGCUGGGAAAAAAAGUAUAGAAGUGU